AGGGACUUUAUCUAGGCAAGCGCGACGAUGCGGAACUGACGGCCACGCGCACACGAACGGCGACGCAAAAGCAUCAAGAAAAAUGGCCUGUGCCCACUCUUUCCCCGUUCCCCCCCUCCCCAAACCAAGGGUGCUCUGCUACAGAAACCGCCCACGAGGUCCGGAGCCGCACCACUCUUCAACCGGACCACAAAAGUGAGCGCGUGUUGCCGAGAGCCGAGCGCAGAUCAUAGCGAGACCAGAGUCUGAAGAACGUGUCCCGACCUGGUGGUCUCAAGGGUCGUGAUGCUUGAUUGGGUGGGAUCCGUUUCGCUGCGGCACGGUUGGUUAGAUGACGCGGCAGUUCUUUAUGUUGAUCUCGUCAACGAGGUGAAUUAAGAAUCAGUUCCUUCCUUAAGGAUCAGUUUCAGAUAGGGCCCCAGGAAGUUUCGCGGAAGAUGGCAUAUAUUCAGCCUUGCGCAGUUUGGUCCAUGGGGAUCGGCGUGGCCAUCACGUUACUGGUCGGGUUUUCUUUAAUCGAUCUAGGAGUGGCGCAAAGCUCUAAAGGAGUGACUAUCCUGGAUUGCAUCAGACAGGAGAUUCCGGCCACGGUUUCUCCGAAGUUCCAAGAGUGCGUUGACAACGUAACCGUUGGGAGCUUCUACAAAUUCAUGACCGGUUUGCAAUGCAUACUGAGGCUGGCGAAUGCAAUCCGAUCGGAUCGCUUUGUUGACACCGCCUUGCUGUUCUCGGCGGUGGGUGACUUCAAGGGUACCCGAUUCGAACUUGCAGUCGACAAGUGCGCUCAACCGCCUAUGCUGGCGAUAAAGUUCACCACUUGUCUUUUCAGCAGAUUUCAGGAGAUAUGCAAAAACCGGGUCAAGAAACCAGGAUAGUCGUUCCUGCAACUACCAGCAAGUGGUUGACACGAACGGUUUCUACGUGUGCUUAUCUCCCAAUGUUGUUCAAUGUUUGAGAGAACACACAGGCUGCUACAUUCCCCGCCGCACAGCGUGGCAUCACACCGGCCAUCAGGAAGAACAUGCUGACUGCAGAUAGAUGCACGUUGCGCGAACUUCUUCUGAGAAUGCAAUGCAUUUCCCUCAGCCAUAUGCAUUAACUGACUUGGAACCGAAACGUGCUUCAACCAUCUACUCGGAAUCCGUCUGUUUACAGAAAGGUGACUAGUCCUGAUAGGUCUCCAUCGUGUAAUGCAAGACCCCGAACUAAACGGAGACGCAAAGAAUGUCAUUGUAUACUUCCGACCACUUUCGGGUACUAGCCUCCUGAAGAUAUUUCGUAUUGAUUAGUUUUAAGCUUCAGACUCCUAGAACAGAGACGAAAGAUUUGGAGAAGCAAACAAACAACUUAGAUUAGGAAAUUGGAUGGUUUUAAAGUCCUAACGUAGCCGCCAAGUUUAUCAUGAACACGUUACGGGUUCUAAGUUUUAUGUGAUAAAUGGCAGCUUUACGUAGAAUUGCAGCUUGUACGUGCACAACGCAAAGUUUAGGUCUUGAAAUUGUACGCGUGGCUGCUACCUGAUCUAAGGCGUGAUGUAUGCUAGUCAAAUGAACUAAACUCGAGGUCAUUAACGAGAUUUUUGUAGCGAAGAUAUAAACAACUGUCUGCAGCGAUUAAAUAAUCUAGAAUAGGGUAUUCGUUGAGAGAAACACGGUGGACAUCGAAGAAAAGUCAGUCUUUUAGUCGAAAUUGACCGAUUGUCAUGAUUGUGCCUCGAAGCCUAAAAUAGAAUAAAAAUGAAAGCUUGAUAAUGUUGGUAAAGCAGUUCUCCACGUCCUUACUCAACAUAAAUUUUAGUUCGUAUCUGUAAUGACUGACUUUUCGAGCUGCGAUGAAAUAGGAGCACACCCUGCUGACCGCCGAUGUUACGAAGUACUAGUUCAUUCCUGCUCAGAGCAAAAAGGAAAGCAGAUUUCAAGUAGAGCGUUUGACAUGUUAUUACAGCUGAUACUGGUUUACUGAAAUUGAUGUUAUAGAUUGUGUGAAACAUAGAUAUGUGCUGCAAAAAUAUCCGAGUGCGAUAGCGUCAGCUUCAAAGUGCGCGAGCAAAAUUCUACACUAGCGCAUGGCUUUUUUUGGCAGUUGUGAAAUAAAUCCGCACGGACACCAGAA
Messenger RNA from Ixodes scapularis (black-legged tick), 2112 nucleotides. RefSeq lists its product as uncharacterized. The coding region runs from base 438 to 875 and encodes 145 amino acids. NCBI's taxonomy places the organism in Eukaryota, Metazoa, Arthropoda, Arachnida, Ixodida, Ixodidae. The record is from RefSeq and is a predicted model, not a curated record. The transcript has 7 exons.